AUAACCAGCAAGACAACUCAUUGGAUCGAUUACAUUUCAGUUCGUGGUUAUAAGGAUUGCAAAAUAAUGAAAUUUUCCCCGUUUUUGUUAUGCUGUAUAUUUUUUGUGACUGCAAAUUGUUCUAAUGUAUGUACACUUUUUGAUAAACAUAACUUCAUCAAUGACCAGAGCAACGUCAAUUUAAUAAAUGAAGCGUUAGAGCCAUGGAAGUCCAUUUUACCAGUUUACAACAAUAUCACCAUACCUAAAUAUGGAGAACUUAUUGAACAGUUCCAGAGAGGAAAGGCCAAUGCUGACGUUUAUCUGAACUUCACUCAACUGGUGACAAAGUAUGGAUACCCGGUAGAGCAGCAUGAAGUAGUGACAGAAGACGAGUACAUUCUGACCGUGUUUAGGAUUCCAAAGCCAUGCGCUCCCGUUGUGAUCCUAGUUCACGGCCUGGCCUGCAGCUCUGAUGACUGGAUAACUGGCGGCCUCGAAGUAAGUCUCGCCUACUCACUCGCGGACGCCGGCUACGACGUUUGGCUCAGCAAUACGAGAGGAAACAAGCACGCUAGGAAACAUCGGACAUUGUCUCCCGACUGCGUUGAGUUCUGGCAAUUCGGUUACGAUGAGAUUGGUCUUUAUGAUCUUCCAGCUACGAUUGAUUACAUACUAAAGCAUACAGGGCAAUAUAAACUUUCUUAUAUUGGCCAUUCGCAGGGCACGACUGCCUUUUAUGUCAUGGCUUCAGAUAAACCUGAAUACAAUGAGAAGAUAUCGAUUAUGGUAUCUCUUUCUGCGGUAGUAUUUACGGGUCAUGUGAGAAGUCCUUUUAUGCAAUUUAUUUCUCCAUUCUCUGAUGAUGUAGCAGUAUUGGCAAACUUAGUUGGAGUAGGCGAAUUUAAUCCAAGAGACGAAUUAAUAAAUAUAGUUACUUCUACUUUUUGUGGGUCACCAAAGAUUGCUGAAAUAAUUUGUGAAAAUCUUAUAUUUUUGGGAUAUGGUUUUGAUUACGCACAAAUUAAUAUAACUAAUUUGCCAGUAAUUUACGGUCACUAUCCCGCUGGUGCAUCAGUAAGGCAAAUAGUGCAAUAUGGACAAUCAACAAUAUCAGGGAAUUUUGCAAAGUAUGAUCACGGUCCCUUCGAAAACAUGAUUAGGUAUGGUACACCUAAACCUCCAGAGUAUGCCCUAGAGAAAGUUAGUUGCCCUAUAGCUAUAUUCUACAGUAAUAAUGACUGGCUGAACAGCGCCCCUGACAUUUUUAAAUUACUAAACAAACUGCCAAAUGUAAUAGAAUUUUACCACGUCCCGUGUGCGUCUUACCAACAUUUUGAUUUUUUGUAUGCUAAAGAUGGUGGUAUUUUGGUUAACAGUGAAGUGCUAGUUUUAUUACAAAAAUAUGCUGAAAAUUCUCGUGAUAAUGAUGAUAUAUGCUAAUUCACUUCAGUCACGUAAUGAUACGAUUACGACCUCAGUGUAACGUGGAAUUUGGUAUUUAUUUAUGCAACUAACAAUAAACGAUUGUUGGAGCCUCUUAAA
Messenger RNA from Plodia interpunctella (Indianmeal moth), 1524 nucleotides. RefSeq names its product lipase 3-like. Gene Ontology annotation, molecular function: hydrolase activity, acting on ester bonds. The record is from RefSeq and is a predicted model, not a curated record. Lineage: Eukaryota; Metazoa; Arthropoda; Insecta; Lepidoptera; Pyralidae. The coding region runs from base 67 to 1422 and encodes 451 amino acids. Gene Ontology annotation, biological process: lipid metabolic process. The transcript has a single exon.